This is a messenger RNA of Staurois parvus, 296 nucleotides long. NCBI's taxonomy places the organism in Eukaryota, Metazoa, Chordata, Amphibia, Anura, Ranidae. The record is from the annotation of a GenBank genome assembly.
AAGAUGUUGGCUCUGUCAUGUGAUCAGCUGUGUCCAAUCACAGCUGAUCGCAUGUAAAUAAGAAAAUGCCUUUUAUUGGCAUUCCUCCCCUCACGAGCUGCACGCUGACAGCUCAGGGGACAUGUGCACUGAUCAUCAGAGCACUGAUGAUCAGUGUAGCCCCAUCAGUGCCACCUGUCAGUGUCCAUCAAUGCCACCUGCCAGUGCCCAUCAGUGCCACAUAUCAGUGCCUACCAGUGCACAUCAAUGCCACAUAUCAGUGCCCAUCUGACCUGCCUUUCAGUGCCAACUAUCAG